This is a messenger RNA of Aspergillus piperis CBS 112811, 252 nucleotides long. RefSeq lists its product as uncharacterized. The transcript has 2 exons. The record is from RefSeq and is a predicted model, not a curated record. NCBI's taxonomy places the organism in Eukaryota, Fungi, Ascomycota, Eurotiomycetes, Eurotiales, Aspergillaceae. The coding region runs from base 1 to 252 and encodes 83 amino acids.
AUGCAGGGACAGGGAGUGGCGAAAGAGAAAGCAAGUAGAGUGUAUCAGACUGCCACAGGAAGCUGGUUGAAUGUAGAGCAGCUCGCUGGGAUUGACUUCAGGUACGGAGUGGAAGCGCAAAUGGCGAGUUGGCCUGGAGAUAACACGGAAAGCUCGGGCGCGUGGCCUGAAAGCUCCGUUCCGCCUGGGCCACUUCUGAAACCUCGACUGCAUCCUCCGUCUUGUUCGUCGGCAAUGACGGCGAAUUACUGA